ACAUUUUUUAGUGUUCUCAGCAUGGAGGUGCCAACCAGGAACGGUGAUUGCAGAAUUCAUAGCUUCAAGGCAGCAGACCUUGUUAUCAAGCUACCCACGGCUCCGGUAACCCAGCCCGACGUGUGCACCUUCGGGACGGUCUUCACCAACCACAUGCUGACCAUCGAGUGGGACGCCUCCGAAGGCUGGCAGGCGCCACUCAUCCGGCCUUUCAAGAACUUGUCCCUUCACCCAGCCUGCUCAUCACUGCACUAUGGAAUUCAGCUGUUUGAAGGUCUCAAGGCUUACCGUGGCGAUGACAAUCGAGUCCGUCUUUUCAGGCCGAUGCUCAACAUGGAACGGAUGGUCAUCUCCGCAAGGAGAGCUUGUCUACCAAUAUUCGACCCAUCAGAGUUGCUCGAGUGUAUCAGGAAACUUGUCGAAGUCGACCAGAACUGGAUCCCUUCCUCCAACACGACCAGUUUGUACAUCAGACCUACAUUGAUCAGCACCGAGCCAUCUCUGGCUGUAGAAAAACCCGGCCGAGCUUUGCUGUUUGUCAUCAUGAGCCCCGUGGGUUCUUACUUUACGGCGUCCAAAGAGAUAUCCUUGUGGGCCGACCCGAAGUACACACGGGCCUGGGAAGGAGGGACCGGAGACUGCAAGAUGGGAGGGAACUAUGGUGGCACCUUACUUGCGCAAUACGAGGCGAAGGAUUGUGGAUGUCAACAAGUUCUGUGGUUGUACGGGAAGGACCAUCAAAUCACUGAAGUGGGAACCAUGAAUAUCUUUAUCCACUGGAUCAAUGACAACGGAGAAGAAGAGCUUGCGACGCCACCUCUGAACGGCCUCAUCCUCCCAGGCAUUACCCGACGGAGCAUCCUGGAACUCACCAGAAAAUGGGGGGAAUUUAAAGUAUCAGAGCGCGACCUGAACAUGGCCGAGCUCUGCGGCGCUCUCAAGCAGGGCCGCGUCAAGCAGGUGUUCGGUUCGGGCACUGCCUGCAUGAUCUGCCCAGUGGGGGAAAUCGUUUACUUGGGAGAGCGCUUACACAUCCCCUGUCAGGACAUGAGUUCACAGCUGAGUGCUCGUAUUUGCAAGGAACUCACAGAUAUUCAGUGCGGACGCACACCCAGUGAUUGGACAACCCUCGUCUAACCCGGACUGGAAAAUUUAACUCUCAUGCAAUCUUUUCACUGUCCUUGCAUUGUACUGAGAAUGGAAAAAGAAAAUUGUGCAAAGUGCAUGAAGUGACUUGUCUCAUGCAAUCGUG
This is a messenger RNA of Syngnathus typhle (broad-nosed pipefish), 1252 nucleotides long. RefSeq names its product branched chain amino-acid transaminase 1, cytosolic (gene bcat1). NCBI's taxonomy places the organism in Eukaryota, Metazoa, Chordata, Actinopteri, Syngnathiformes, Syngnathidae. Gene Ontology annotation, molecular function: branched-chain-amino-acid:2-oxoglutarate transaminase activity. Gene Ontology annotation, cellular component: mitochondrion. The record is from RefSeq and is a predicted model, not a curated record. Gene Ontology annotation, biological process: L-leucine biosynthetic process; L-valine biosynthetic process. The coding region runs from base 22 to 1137 and encodes 371 amino acids. The transcript has 10 exons.